AUGUCAACAAUCGGCACAACAACAACAAUUCAAACAACAGCACCAAACUCUUUAGUCAUGAAUCCAACAUCUAUGUUGGUAGAAAUGAAAAGCUUCACUUCGUCUUCAUAUACUUUUGAAACAGAAAUCCAGAAGAUAAAGCAGGAACUUUUAACAAGUAAUUUAGACUGUAGUGCGAAAGAUGAAGAAAAUGAAGAAUAUCUUUAUGAAAUGCAGGACAUUAUUGACCAUUUGCCUAAACUACCUGAAAUCCAACAACAAAAACUCACUAUUCCUGAAUUCGAUGAAAUUGAAGUCAAAGCAACUGACUCAGUAGAAAUAAAGAAGUUCAUACGAAAGGUAAACUAUGAGUUUCUAGGAUUUCAUUGCAACCAUAAGGUUAUGGACAAAGAUUGCGACAUGGUAUAUAAGAACAUCUCUGACAUAUAUAAAUCUGAAGAAUUUAAGACAUACGACAACUUUGUUUCGUUAGUUGCUGAAUGUGUAUGGCAGAUAAGAGAUAAAGAUAGAAGAGGCAAAGUAUGGAACAAACAAAUAAGACCAGCAACUUUUGAGUUAAAGAAAACCAUUGACGCCUUAGUUGUUCUAGCAGGUAA
Trichomonas vaginalis G3 is the source of this 596-nucleotide messenger RNA. Its product is annotated as organellar and viral DNA polymerase type B. The annotation marks the transcript as partial. The record is from RefSeq and is a predicted model, not a curated record. The transcript has a single exon. Lineage: Eukaryota; Parabasalia; Trichomonadida; Trichomonadidae.